Molecule: messenger RNA, 2044 nt
Organism: Phodopus roborovskii (desert hamster)
Lineage: Eukaryota; Metazoa; Chordata; Mammalia; Rodentia; Cricetidae
Gene: Plekha3
Product: pleckstrin homology domain containing A3
Exons: 8
Coding region: 147-1043 (298 amino acids)
Biological process (GO): retrograde transport, endosome to Golgi; endosome organization; receptor recycling
Cellular component (GO): trans-Golgi network; recycling endosome; early endosome
Source: RefSeq, a predicted model, not a curated record
GCCUCGCGGCCUCCGAGCAGCACGCGGCGCCCGCCGGCCGGGCCUCUGAGGGCCGCCGGGUCGGGGCGGAGGGCUGCGGGCCCGCGCCUCCGCAGCAGCGCGGCCGGCGCCGGGCCAGGAGGAUGCGCGGCGCCGGGCUCUGAAGCAUGGAGGGGGUUCUGUACAAGUGGACCAACUAUCUCACAGGUUGGCAGCCUCGAUGGUUUGUUCUAGAUAAUGGAAUCCUGUCCUACUAUGACUCUCAGGACGAUGUGUGCAAAGGGAGCAAAGGAAGUAUAAAGAUGGCCGUCUGUGAGAUUAAAGUCCAUUCAGCAGACAACACAAGAAUGGAAUUAAUCAUUCCAGGAGAGCAGCAUUUUUAUAUGAAGGCAGUAAAUGCCGCUGAGAGACAGAGGUGGCUGGUCGCCCUGGGGAGCUCCAAAGCGUGUUUGACUGACACUAGGACUGCAAAAGAAAAAGAAAUAAGUGAGACCAGUGAAUCUCUGAAAACCAAAAUGUCUGAACUUCGCCUCUACUGUGACCUCCUAAUGCAGCAGGUUCAUACAAUCCAGGAAUUUGUUCACCACGAUGAGAGUCAUUCAUCUCCUAGUGUAGAGAACAUGAAUGAAGCCUCGUCCUUGCUUAGUGCCACCUGUAAUACAUUCAUCACAACUCUUGAGGAAUGUGUGAAGAUAGCCAAUGCCAAGUUUAAACCUGAGAUGUUUCAACUGCCUCAUCCGGAUCCCUUGGUUUCUCCUGUGUCGCCUUCUCCUGUUCAGAUGAUGAAACGUUCUGCCAGCCACCCUGGUUCCUGCAGUUCAGAGAGGGGCAGCUGUUCCAUCAAAGAAGCAGCCUCUGGCCUUCACAGACUUCCUCAGCGCCGCCGCAGAACCUACUCAGACACAGACUCUAAUGAUGUUCCCCCUGAAGACCCAGAGAGACCUCUUCACUGUUCAGGAAACACACUUAAUGGAGAUUUGGCAUCAGCAACCAUUCCUGAAGAAAGCAGACUUCUGGCCAAGACACAAUCUGAAUCUGAAGAACCUCUUCCACCCUUCUCCUGAGGAAACGGACACGUCCAGCCUCCUCUGAGUGUUGCUAUGCAAAAGCUGCUGUAAUUAAACUCUUUCUGGGGUAGCUUCCCCUCUCCUUAGGAUUUCUCUGCACUUUAUAGAAUAUUGUAAACAAACAACCCACAUACUUUUGAAGUGUAUUUUAUCUUUCUAUAGUUUACUUGCAAGAGUAUUUUCCUAAUAACUUCACAGUAUGAAUGUGCAUCUUUUUUUUUUUUUAAACAAAUGAUGGUGUAACAUUUUGACAUCCAUAAGGACAAAUGUAGAUAUUUUUCUAAAAAACUGUGAGGGACUGGCAGCUUGGUCAGUGUGUAUUGUACUAUAUAAAUAUGAAAUCUCGUCAGGUUUGUUUUGACAGAAAUGUGAUAGAUGUAACUUGUGCCAUGGACCAAAAGGUCACUUCACCCCAGCUUCAAAUUAAUUACCAUAGCAGCUUGAUGGUGAUUGGAUUGUAUUCCUUUAAGCAAAAGAAGGAAACACUGUUCUGAAGGUCUUUAGCCCAAAUACCAUGACUUAUUGAAUACUUAAAAAGAGUCAGACUUUGCUGUCCUUCGUAUGUGAAGUUGACACUAUUGAUUGUCAACACCAAACAUCAGGUUACAGUGUUUAAUUUUUAUUUAUUUAUUUUCUUACUGCAUCAAAAGAUGAUCAUGUCCUAACUAUUGUGACCUUCCCAAUUUAAAAUGUAUAUGCAUUGUUGUCACGUAUGUCAUUCUAAGAGAGGCAAGUGUCUCGGCGACCUCGUUCCCCUACACCAGAGAAAUAAAUGGCUUUCAAUGGAAAAGGAUUUUAGUGCUUUUUUUUUUUUUUUUUUUUUUUUUUUAAAAAAUAGGAACAAAGCUGCUGUUGUAAGGUAUGAUUUGCAGCUCUUUGGCAUAUCUAGAGACAUUUUUAAUUUAUGAAUAUUUAUACAAGAAAGUAAUUCUGUCAAGAUGACUGUUCUGUAUCAUUUGAGAAUGGCAUUAUUUAAUUAAAGAACAAUUUGCAUUUUU